AUGAUAUGUCUCGGUGAUGAAGGAGUGUCUUCAUCUCAAGCUGCCAGUGAGUCAGCGUCAGGAUUUGUUUUUGGUCAGAAUUUAGCAGACAGAGUAGUCCAUUCAGAUGCAGGUUCGCCCCCUCCUGACACGGAAACAAACGGGAAGGAGGCGGAGUCAUGUCCCUCAGAUUCCGGAGGCCAGACACUGGAGGAAUCAGCACGAGAGUACCAGGCCAAGCAUGGAGUUAAACCAGAUCUUAAAGAAGUGGAGAUAGUAACUGGGGAGGAGGAUGAAUCUAAUGUACUGCAGGCAAAUUGUAAAUUAUUUUUAUUUGAUGGAGAAAAACAGAAUUGGAAUGAAAGAGGCCGAGGUGUAUUAAAACUUAAUGAUAUGUCUCCAUCAAAUCCUGCUGAGCAGUUUCAUUCUCGUUUAAUAAUGCGCACACAAGGUAGUUUGCGACUCAUACUCAACACCAAAAUCUGGUCAGGCAUGAUGGUGGAGAGAGCUAGUUCCAAGAGUUUACGCAUCACAGCAACAGAUGGGGACGAUGGCGUCAAAGUCUUCUUGGUCACAGCUGCCCCAAAAGACAGUGAAAAUAUUUUGCGAGCGAUUGAUUGGAGAGUCCAACGACUGAAGAUGUGGGAGGAGAAGGAGAGAUCACGUGGUGAUGACCGAGUAAGCGAGAAGAGGAAGGCCGAUUCUACAGAUGCACAAGAUUCACCUUUGAAACGACAAAAGAAGCCAACAGCCCCACACCAAGCAGAGGGAGGAGCCCCCACCAACCUGAGACGUGAAGAGUCUGACAGCAGUGUACAGGACCCAGAAACAGAAGUACGAUCUGAAUCUGACUGAGUUACCAUGGCAGCAGUCUCAUCAAGUUACCGUGGCAACAGACCAGCUCACUUCAAGGUGUAAAACUUGAUAUGCUAAUUGAUGUGGAAACCAAUGAUGGAUGAAACAGACAUCAAUUUAACAUUGUAACAGAUUGCUGUCUUCCUGUUGCCACACGUGUGACACUGAAGCGUGUCAAUUGGCUGCCAUGGUUACAUCGUUGUCAACAUGUUUACUGUCACGUCACAUCAGUGUUCAUUGAGAAGAUACACCACUGACUUCUAUUGUUCAAGGACGAUUGUUUGAAAUGGUUCUUCUGACAGCAUUGCCAUAAAAACCUGUAGAUAUGACAAGUGUCUUGUGCAAUGUUAGCAAAGAAUCUCUGACUUGUGUACGAAGUAUUUUUGUAGGCGAGCUCUACUCCGGUCAUGCUUAUAUAUCAAUACACUAACUUGCGUGUUCAGAGAUACCCAUGGUAACAGUGCUGGUAAUUUUCUUUAACAGAAAUGGAGACUUGCAUCAACAUUUGCUGUAACUUUGUACGGAUAAAAUGUUUUCCUUGUGUAAA
Haliotis rubra (blacklip abalone) is the source of this 1381-nucleotide messenger RNA. Its product is annotated as ran-binding protein 3-like. The transcript has 8 exons. The coding region runs from base 1 to 834 and encodes 277 amino acids. Gene Ontology annotation, biological process: protein export from nucleus. NCBI's taxonomy places the organism in Eukaryota, Metazoa, Mollusca, Gastropoda, Lepetellida, Haliotidae. Gene Ontology annotation, cellular component: nuclear pore; cytoplasm. The record is from RefSeq and is a predicted model, not a curated record. Gene Ontology annotation, molecular function: GTPase activator activity.